AACGGAGAUCAUCACCAGAUCAUCAAGGUGCUCAACAUGGUCCAGAUUCCAAAGUUCUCUGAGCUCCCCGUGGACAAGAGUGGACCUCACCAUAACGCCUGGGGCGUAUACGGCAAAGACGAUCAGCUAGGCACUCUCAACCGCCUCACAGACGAGGUCGUAAAAGCCGCCGCCAGCGAAAUUCAAACCGGGACUCGUGUCAAUCUCGACUGGCCACUCGAUGCACAAGCAGAUGUGCCCUUCUUUGGUCGACAGUCUUUUCAGAAGAAAGUCUACCAAAAGGCUCCUCGAAUCGUGAACGACGAUACUUGGUUCUUCAACACGCAGAGCUCCAGUCAAUGGGACGGCCUCCGCCAUUUCGGCUACCAGAAAGAAGCCAAAUUCUACAACGGCGUAACUCUCGACGACAUCCACGGCACCAACGGCGUGACGGCGACCAACACCCUCGGCAUCGGCGCCUGGGCGGAAAAGGGCAUCGUAGGCCGUGGCAUCCUCCUCGACUACCACGCCUGGCGUCUGAAGAACAACGUCGCCCACAGCGCCUUCGAAACCGGCUCAAUCAGCGCCGAGACGCUCCGUCAAGUCGCCGAGGACCAGGGAACGGAGAUCAAGUUUGGUGACAUUCUCUUGCUUCGCAGCGGGUAUAUGGACGCCUAUGGUAAACUGUCACGAGAGGAGAUUGAGGCAUAUAGAGCGAAGCAGCCAUUGGCGUUCACGGGCGUUGAGCAGAGCGAGGACAUGAUGGAGUUCAUGUGGAGCAACUUCUCGGCGUGCGCGGCGGAUCAUCCGAGUUGGGAGGCGUGGCCUACUCAGAAGGAGUAUUUGCUGCAUGAGGUUAUGUUGGCCGGAUGGGGAAUGCCGAUUGGGGAGUUAUUCGAUCUGGAGAAGUUGGCGGCGGAGUGUGAGAGGCAGAAGAGAUGGAGUUUCUUUGUGGUGUCGAAGCCGGUCAAUGUGCCAGGAGGAGUUGCCAGUCCGCCCAACAUCGUCGCCAUCUUCUAA
Messenger RNA from Zymoseptoria tritici IPO323, 999 nucleotides. RefSeq lists its product as uncharacterized. The record is from RefSeq and is a predicted model, not a curated record. Gene Ontology annotation, molecular function: arylformamidase activity. The transcript is spliced from 4 exons. Bases 37 to 999 code for a protein of 320 amino acids. NCBI's taxonomy places the organism in Eukaryota, Fungi, Ascomycota, Dothideomycetes, Mycosphaerellales, Mycosphaerellaceae.